AUGAAAGAUGGCACUUAAGCAAUCAAGGUUAAACAUGUAAAAGCUUUGUUCUCUAAAUCUGGAUUGAGUCAAAAUAAAUUAAAAGAAAUUUGGAAUCUAUGUAAUAUUGGAAAAGGGCUAUUUGAACAAAAAGAGAAUUUAUUGUUGCUUUGCAUUUGGUUUAAUUGUGUUCUAAAUGUAAACACCCUUUACCAACCAACUUACCUGAUUCUUUACUAUAGAUUGCUGCAAGAAUCACCAUUAACUCAAGGAAUAGAUCAGGGUCAAAUCAAAAUGCAGUUCCUCAAUAAAGAUUUGGUUCCAAUCCUAAUUUACUCGUUUAGCCUUAAAGAAGAUUAGGAUCAAAUGACAAUGAGGGAAUUUAACAGUUUUAAGCUUUUCAAUAGGUAUUGA
Molecule: messenger RNA, 393 nt
Organism: Paramecium octaurelia
Lineage: Eukaryota; Ciliophora; Oligohymenophorea; Peniculida; Parameciidae
Source: the annotation of a GenBank genome assembly